Messenger RNA from Setaria italica (foxtail millet), 1713 nucleotides. RefSeq lists its product as uncharacterized. The record is from RefSeq and is a predicted model, not a curated record. The transcript has a single exon. Bases 1 to 1713 code for a protein of 570 amino acids. NCBI's taxonomy places the organism in Eukaryota, Viridiplantae, Streptophyta, Magnoliopsida, Poales, Poaceae.
AUGGCGAUGGUUAUGGAGAACCAGCAGCCGCUGGCGCGGAUGCCGCUGGUCCCGGCGCCACCCGUACCCCCUCCACCGCCGCCGCUGCCGCAAGCGUACAAGCACCGGUGCAAGGUGUGCAAGAAGGGGUUCAUGUGCGGGCGCGCGCUGGGCGGCCACAUGCGGGCGCACGGCGUCACCGACGACGGGCUCAGCGCUGACGACGCCCUCGACGACGACUCGGUCCCGUGUGGCGGCGGCGACUCUUCGGAGGCGGGCAGCGCGUCGACGGCGACGGCGACGGUGAAACGCAUGUACGCGCUCCGCACCAACCCGGGCCGGCUCAGGAACUGCAGGGUGUGCGAGAACUGCGGGAAGGAGUUCACGUCGUGGAAGUCGUUGCUCGAUCACGGCCGGUGCAACUACGACGAGGAGGAGGGCGACUUGGACGGCAACAUCGGCGACGCCGACAAUGAUGGCGAAGAGGGAGAGGAGCUGGCGUUAGCCUCAGGUUGGUCCAAAGGAAAACGCACGCGCCGCGCCAAGGUGAUGGUCGUCGGAAAUGGUUUCAUAACCGAUGAGCAAUUGCCAGCCCCAUCGAGCGAAGAGGAGGAUCUCGCCAACUUCCUAGUCAAGCUAUCAUCGUCAUCGAGCGCUACGCAGCCCCACGUCAUCAUUGAGGAUGAUCAGGAGUCGUGCGUGGUGAGCAAGGAUGCGCAAAUGAAUCAGCUUCUCGUGCCGCAGCCUAUCUCGAUGAUAGCCCCUGUGCCACAGCUGAAGCUGCUGGCUCCACCACAGGUGCUACCACACCAUGUCUCCACCGUGCCUCGUGGCAUGUUCGAGUGCAAGGCGUGCAAGAAGGUCUUCACUUCUCACCAGGCUCUCGGCGGGCACCGUGCCUCCCACAAGAAAGUCAAGGGGUGUUUCGCCGCAAAGCUAGAAAGCAACCGCAACGAUCCUCCGCAACCCAUCGUCUCCUCUGCCAGUGACAAGGUCAUUGUCGACGCCAUCCCAGCCAUGGUCGGUACCGAACGGAACCCUACCAGUGUCAAUGGCAACGCGGAGGGUGAUGCAGUCAACAUUGGAACCUCCGUAGUUGCCAUGGCCACUGCAGCACCUGAAAUGGCCGUCGACGAGGUGCCGGCGCCGUCCACCGCUGCACCAUUCAAGAAGAAGGGGAAGGUGCACGAGUGCUCCAUCUGCCAUCGCGUGUUCAUGUCGGGGCAAGCCCUCGGUGGCCACAAGCGAUGCCACUGGCUCACGACCGGCGCCGGUGACCCCAACGCGGCGGUCGCGAAGCUCCAGCCGUUCGUCACCCAAGACCACGUCAUGCACGCCAUGUGCCAGCAGCUCACCCUCGGGCGCCCGAUGUUCGACGCGUCCGACACGUUCCUCGACCUCAACGUGCCAUCGAACCCAUCGGCGGAGCCAGCCGCCGCGAGACAAGCGGCCGAGCUGAACGACAGCGUGCUGAGCCUCAACGCGCCGGCGUCGUUGUACAUGCACUCGUGGGCGGGGCACAGCAAUGCGAGCAAUAUGAACAACAGGGCGACGAGCGGCCACUAUGACGCGGCGGAGGCCACGGCCACGGAGGACGAAGCGGAUAGCAGGGGCGCGAAACGAGCCAAGAUCCGUGACCUCAAGGACAUGAACAUGGGUGGGGAGUCCUCGCCGUGGCUUCAAGUCGGCAUUGGCCUGCCGUCCAAGAUCGACGAGAAGGCUACUCAGGCGUGA